Acytostelium subglobosum LB1 is the source of this 1614-nucleotide messenger RNA. RefSeq lists its product as hypothetical. Gene Ontology annotation, cellular component: extracellular region. The transcript is spliced from 2 exons. The record is from RefSeq and is a predicted model, not a curated record. NCBI's taxonomy places the organism in Eukaryota, Evosea, Eumycetozoa, Acytosteliales, Acytosteliaceae. The annotation marks the transcript as partial.
UUUCAUUCAAAGGGAAAUGAAUACAUUAAUAUUCGUACUGUAUAUGAUUCAUGGAUAUAUAUAAACAACAAAUUAGUAAUUGAUAUGGGAGGAAUACAUCCAGCAGAACUAUCAAAGGUUGAUUUAUCAACUGCCAAACUGGGAAUUAUAAAAAACAACACUUAUCCAAUUGACAUCUUCCUGUGCCAGAGACAUACCGAUAUUUCCGCAUUAUAUCUUAGUACCAACAUUAAUGUCCAAUGUUUGGAGACUGAUUACUGUGGAGUGUGCAAUGGAGAUGGCUCAUCAUGUUGCAAUUCCAAAAUAGAUUGUGAUGAUAAAGAUGCCUGCACCAUUGAUACCUGCCCCUCGAUCUCAACUCCUGGUGUCAACAUUACCAACUUCAAGACAUUCUGUGCACAUCCCAAGAUGACUUGCGACAAACAAAAUAACGCCGAUCUCUGUUUCAACUGGGUAUGCGAAGGUGGAGAUUGUGUCAAGGGAAGUGCCAAGACCUGUCCAACUCUAAAGUGCCAGGUGCUCAGUGGAUGCGAUCCCGAGUUAGGAUGUCAGUACAAACCAAAGUGUGUGGCCGCCGACAACUGUACUUCAACAAUAUGCAAUGACUCGGGAGAGUGCGAGGACAACAAAAUCACUUGUUCAUCAACAAACAUGUGUUUGGAGUACUCAUGUGACAAGAAUCAAGGAUGUAUCUCCAAGACCAAGACUUGUGUACCCGAGACUCCUGCCCCAUGUACGGUCUACUCAUGUGAACCUGAUAAGGGAUGCAAAAGUGAACAACUCGAUAAGUUCCAUUGUGAUUGUUGCCCUCCCGACCAGACCCCCAAGUGCAAGGUUGCCUCCUGUGAUAUGGGUACAUCCAAGUGUAUCUAUACUGAUGCACCCUUCGAUGAGGGUGACCCUUGUACUGAUGAUGGAUGUGACACUAGCUCCGGUGUGAUUUGGCAUACCCCAGUUGUGUGUCAUGGAUGUCAGAGAUGUACCAAGGCAGCUGGCAAGUGUGUAGACACAGACUCUGUUUGCAACAAUGGUAACCAAUGUACCCCAGGUACAUGUAAGGACAGCAUAUGUUCAUUCAAAGAGAAGUCUUGUGAUGAUAAUGACCCAUGCUCCAAGGAUUUCUGUAAUCCCAACACAGGAUGCAAUCAUACCAAAGAGGAGUGUCCUGAUCUUGGGCUCUGUCAAGUUGGAGUCUGUUUGCCAAACAAAGGAUGUGGAUAUGCUGCAAGGAACUGUUCAUCAAAAGAUUUCUGUACAGAUUCUUUAUGUGAUGAACGUCUUGGAUGUCUGGAGUUCAAGAAGGUGUGUAGACCAGACAAUCCAACAUGCCAGGUUGGAGCAUGUAACACAACUACACAAUCAUGUGAAUUCAUCAAUAUCACUCCAAUCCCAGAAGAAUGUAUACCAGUUACCUCUACCACAACUACAACUACAACUGGGCCAACUACUACCACUCCCACAUCAACAACUUCUACAACAUCAACAUCCACUACAUCCAGUCCAACAUCAACAACAUCAACAUCAACCACAACUACGACAAACACAGCAUUGUCCAACAACUCCCCUCUCAUUAUCAUGUGUUACAUCGUGGUAUCAAUCACAAUGUUAAUCAUG